ACUGCGGACACAGUACAGGAGAUGACCAGAGACUGCGGACAGUACAGGAGAUGACCAGAGACUGCGGACAACAGCACAGGGAUGACCAGAGACUGCGGACAGUACAGGAGAUGACCAGAGACUGCGGACAGUACAGGGAUGACCAGAGACUGCGGACAGUACAGGGAUGACCAGAGACUGCGGACAUAGUACAGGAGAUGACCAGAGACUGCGGACACAGUACAGGAGAUGACCAGAGACUGCGGACACAGUACAGGGGAUGACCAGAGACUGCGGACAGUACAG
Molecule: messenger RNA, 285 nt
Organism: Staurois parvus
Lineage: Eukaryota; Metazoa; Chordata; Amphibia; Anura; Ranidae
Source: the annotation of a GenBank genome assembly